This is a messenger RNA of Phaedon cochleariae (mustard beetle), 2211 nucleotides long. The record is from the annotation of a GenBank genome assembly. NCBI's taxonomy places the organism in Eukaryota, Metazoa, Arthropoda, Insecta, Coleoptera, Chrysomelidae.
CUUUGGGCGGGAAAACUCGGCUGGGCGGAGCCCGAAUCCACCAAUCCCAUACAACCGACCGCAGAGCAGGGGAAAGCCCAACGCCCUCUACACAUCUUGCUAGCUGCGAUGUUCAGUGAACUCACCGAACUCCAGCAACACACACAUGUCUACGCCGUUCGAGCCAAUGAGCACACCCUCGUGCCAGUGACGGGUACCAAGAUGGUGUUAGAAUCGGGCGUGCUGCCCCCGCCGUUGCACCAGUUCUACGCGGCGGCCGCGGCGGCCCAACUGUCGCCCAGGCCGCCCUGGGCGCCCCUGCUGCAGUUCCCGGGAGCCGCCCAGCUGUUGGGCAUGCACGGCCACUUUUCGUCGCUGAACAGGCCGAGUGGAGAAGCAGACUCCGAGAGUGCUGCAUCGAAAAGGCGAAGGAGUAGGACGAACUUCAACAGUUGGCAGUUGGAGGAACUGGAACGGGCGUUCGUCGCCAGCCAUUACCCCGACGUGUUCAUGAGAGAGGCCCUAGCGAUGAGACUGGACUUGAAAGAAAGUAGAGUGUGGUUCCAGAACCGUCGCGCCAAAUGGCGCAAGAAGGAGCACACGAAAAAGGGCCCCGGCCGACCUGCCCACAACGCCCACCCGCAAUCCUGCAGCGGUGAACCCAUCCCGCCAGCCGAGCUGCGCGCUCGCGAACGCGCGCGCCGCAGGAAAAAGCUGCAGAAGGCCUUGGAGAGGCAGGCGCGCAAACUACGCGCCAAGGGCAUCGCCGUGGACUUGGUGGCCUUGAAGCGCGACUAUCUGUCGCAACGCGGCGCCGAAUUGCUUGAUAGUGACAGCGACAUCGACGUGGUGGGGGAUUCGGGCGGCGAAUCGGAUACGUUGAACGGCAGCGAGCACGAGCUGUUCUCCUCGUCUUCGGAGUGUUGCGGCGUCGAUUUAACUGCGACGUCGCAGGACGAGAAGUCGGUAAGAAGAGCGAACCCGUUCAGCAUAGACUCUUUGUUGAACAACAACACCUGAGUGACUACAAUGAGUACAAUAAGGAAUGAAAACUGUUGAAUUGUGCAAUAAUGUAUUUAUUAUCGGUUGUAGAUGAUGUCUUGCCAUUGUUUCAUUCUUUAGUUCCGGGAAAGAAUUAAUCGCAGUGGUAUGAAGAAGGUUAGUGGUUCUCUCAAGGUUGAUGGAGUCUUGUUAGGCUGGAGGGAAUUGUGAUGUGAAAUAUCUGAGGCAACAACUAUUUUAGUUUGAAUUGGAACAAUCCACUAUAGUAUCAAUCUUAUUGGCUGCUGAGAUUCAUUUUCCUUGAUCAAAUUCGAUGACAGAAUAGAUAUCGGGAAGUACAAAAAUCAAUUAACAAACCGAUCAAUUCUAUCUUACCUCUGACCAUGACUGACAAGAAUGAAGAAUUUCUCGAUAAAUAUUUUGAACAAUUGAAAUAGCAUCAUUCAAUUAAUGAAUAGGUUUGCUCCUCCUACAGUGUUUUAUUAAAAAUAUCUAAAAUGUAUAACAAUGAAGGCACGUAACAUUGAGCAUAAAAUAAAUCAGUUAAUGAAUCGAUUGAUCAUUCAGUAAAAUAAUAGGAAAUUCCAGUUUCAUACGAUCUCAAAUGUUUGUAUUAUUGUUUCUAUAUGUUCCUUGACUGUUAUGUUGUAAUAUGUUUGUAAAAUAAGUGUAAAUAUCUUUAUAUACAUAUCUUUCAACACUCCUUCAUCUAGAGAGUGUUUUUGAAUGAAAUCAAUACACAUAAAAAUGUUAUAAUACCUAUAUCGCAUAGUGUAUAUUUUCGAAACACCUCGUUCGUCCAAACUAUAACAUAAUCUAUGUAUAUAGUACCAUCCCAUGUAAAUAUAUGUUCCUUGAAACAUUCCAAACAUUAAUAAUUUAUUACUAACUACCUAUAGGUGUAAGAGACACAAUUGUGCAGCAAUACUAAGAACAAGUUCAAAUCGUCUACUUACCUAUUAUUUAUUUUACCAUCAUAUUAUAAAUAUACUCGACACGUCUCGAGCUUUCAUUAGAAACAUUUUCUGUAGCGUGAUCUGUAAAUAACACAAAUAUUUGUCUUUCCAACCAAAACAUAAUCUGUACCAAGAAUGAAUUAUAAUAUACAACGAAAAUAAAAGUAUAUCAGAGGUAACUCUAUAGUUGAUGAUGAUGUUACCUGCAUUUGAAUUCUUCACCAGUGAUCUGCAGUACUACUGUAUCAUAGUAUAAUAAAAUAUUAUUUAUUCG